Pedinophyceae sp. YPF-701 is the source of this 1554-nucleotide messenger RNA. Lineage: Eukaryota; Viridiplantae; Chlorophyta; Pedinophyceae. The record is from the annotation of a GenBank genome assembly.
AUGCCCGGCGCGCUAGACGGGCCGUCGAAGGAUCGGAGGCAGAUGGCGAUGGUGCAUGCCAGGUCGGCCGCGGCGACCAGGCUGCGUUCGAGAGCGGUGUCAAUGGCUGAGGGAACAGCACUCGAGCAAGUCGAACGCGAGGGAACGCAGCCGAGAAUGUCGGGCACGAGUGUCGCGGCGCUGCGGCGGACCAGCAGCGAGCUGGCUGGUGCUGGCAUGUCGAGGCAGGAGCGCCGUCGGUCAUCCCUGCCAGCUGCAACAACAACACCGCACCGGGCGGCUCUCAUGGCAGACAUCGAGGCACCGCCCCGCGAGCUGCGCCUCGGACUCCUACGCUUCCUGUGCUGCAUGGGCUGGCAGAGACGUCCGCGGAAGCAGCAGAUUGUGCAGGCUUACAGGCCGCGCCUGCUCCGCAAGGCGGUGCAGCCCACAACGAUCGUCAUCAACGGGCCCGUUUCCGACGAACACAUCCUGAUGCUCCAGAGACUGGCGAGGGGCGGACACGAACUCAACAUCCAGCCCUCGACAAGCACAGCGCUUCGGCGACGCGUCGCAGCCGGCCGCUCGGCCCCGAUCGCGCGCUCACGGCUGUUUGACGACACGUUGUCGCGAUCACGGACAUUGCGGGCACUGCCCCCAGCACCAACGGCGUCUCGCCCGACGCUGCGCCUCACGUCCGCGGAGCGCCGGCCCCGUCUCUCUGAGACGAGAGAGUCUGUCAGCAGGGCGACAUUCUCCCGCAGCGUCUCUCCAGGGCGGUUCCCGGCCCCGAGCGCCGCGGCAUCUCUGCGCCUUGCAGGCGUGGUUUCGCCGCCGACGUACAGACACUCGGAGCGAGCGGCCGCCAUCAGCGUGCCACGGGGCCGCGACGUCCUGCGGCGGCGUCCCGAGUCGACCUCAGUGCAUCCCGCUGCGAGGCAGACAGCGCGCUGUCCUAGCAGGACCCGGGAGACGCACGGAGACGGACGCGACAGCUCGGUUGUUGAGCCCGAAGCAGCUCCUCCGAGGCCGACGACCGCGAACCCCGCGCCAACCGACCUCCCCAUCGACCAAGCACUGAGCGCCCUCGACGCAGACAAGCUCUUCGAACUCUCAGCCACGGACAUGGAAGGGUUCGCGUCUGACACGGGCCGCAUUGAGAUGGUCCAGCAGCAGCUCAAGCAGCUCGUCGCGGCGAUUCAGGCUCGGACGGAGCGUGCGAAGAACCGCACACGCAGGGGCCCCGCCGCGGCCGCAGAGCAACCGGUCGCUGCGCGGAGCGGCGCCCCAAAGCAGGCUGUCGCUGCGGCGCAUGCGCCUGCGCCUGCGCGAGCCCGUGCGUCCCGCACGACGCCCGUGCACGUGCGGAAAAGGGCUCCGCGGCACGCGUCGGACCUCGUGGCGCCGCUGAAGCAGGGCGCUGGAUGGGAGACGUCGGACGUGCCAGCCGGACUGGUGGAGCGCGCGAUGCCGCACACCAGCGUGCUGGCGGUCACCCGCGACGACGAUGCGAGCAGUAGCUCGUCGUCGGAGGGCGAGGUCAUCCACGAGGCGCGGGCGAAGUUCGGAAUCUGA